UGGUAAGUUACUAACUUCCUUGUUUUUGUUGUUACUAAUGAUGUACCGGUAGUUAUCAAGUUUGCAUUUAUUAAAGUUUUGAAACCAUGGGAGAUGUUACUAAAUCCUUUCUUUAUGCAUGGUGUGGGAAGAAUAAAGUUACCCCAUCAUAUGAAGUUAGAGGAACUGGAAGUAAACAACGACAAAGAUUUUUAUGUGAAGUAACAGUUCCAGGAUUUGAUUAUGUUGGUAUAGGAAACUCUACAAACAAGAAAGAUGCUCAGACAAAUGCUGCUAGAGAUUUUUUAUUAUAUCUAGUAAGAGCUGGUAAAAUAUCGCAAUCAGAAGUGCCCAUUGAAUUGCCUGUUGGACUUCAGAAUCAAGGACCUGCAGAAUUACCAUCUGGUGGUCCACAAGCACCUCAUAUCCAAUUGAAAGCUACUGAUCAGAAUUAUCCAAUUAAAGAUAAUUAUGUUCCAUUUAAUCAAGGCUCUGUUCCUAAUUAUGUGCAGCGUGCAGAGGAUCAAAAGAAAAUGGAAGAGGCUGAAGACCUAGAUAUUAAUUCUGCAAUUCAUGGAAACUGGACUCUUGAUAAUGCUAAAUCUCGACUACAUCAAUUUCUUCAGGCUAAUAAAUUGAAUCAGGAAUAUAAGUAUUCUGUAGUUGGACCAGAUCACAACAGGAGUUAUUUGUGCGAAAUGAGUGUAUAUGUCAAGCAACUUGGCCGUUCUUUACAUGCUAGAGAACAUGGUUCAAAUAAACAGAUGGCAUCUAAGUCAUGUGCACUUUCUCUUGUACGGCAGUUGUAUCAUUUGCAAGUAAUUGAGGCAUACACUGGAAUAACAAAGAAGAAAGAAUCUGAUAAGUUAGAACCAUAUGAAGUCAGUGUUGAUCCUGAACUUAUUAAUGAGAUUUAUGCAACUUUAAAUGAAUUGGAUAUUCAACCCAAAGAUAUCCCAGAUGAUCCUAAUGUUACCGAACCAGUUCUUCUUACGAUUGAAAACAAUGUAGAAAUUGAUAACCAAAAUCGACCUCAUCCUGGAGGUGUAGUACCUUGGUCACCACCUCAGUCUAAUUGGAAUCCAUGGACAAGCUGUAAUAUAGAUGAAGGACCAUUAGCUGCGAUGCCUCUUGAAACAAUCAGUCAGAAUUUAUUGGUAGAAUAUAAUCAAAAGGAAAACGAUAGUACUUUUCAAAAGAUGCUUGAAAUGAGAAAGGAACUGCCUGUUUACCAAUUUCGUGAAGAGAUUCUAAAAGCUAUUCGAGAAAACAGUGUUGUGAUUAUUCGUGGUGCUACUGGAUGUGGUAAAACGACUCAAGUAUCUCAAUACAUUUUGGAUGACUAUUUAACUUCAGGAUGUGGAGCUGAUUGUUGUGUUGUAGUGACUCAGCCUCGUCGUAUCAGUGCUGUGUCUGUUGCUGAAAGAAUUGCUGAAGAACGUGUAGAAUCUCUUGGGAACACAACAGGAUACAGUGUCAGAUUUGAAUCUUGUUUACCUCGCCCAUAUGGUUCAAUACUUUUUUGUACUGUAGGUGUUUUGCUUAGAAAAUUGGAAUGUGGUUUAAGAGGUGUAUCUCAUGUGAUUGUUGAUGAAAUUCAUGAAAGAGAUGUGAAUUCUGACUUUAUCAUGGUUGUUUUGAGGGACAUGGUGCGAGCUUUUCCACAAAUGCGUGUUAUCUUGAUGUCUGCUACUAUUGAUACUACCUUAUUCCAAGAAUACUUUGGAGGAUGCCCUAUAAUAGAGGUAUCUGGAAGAACUUUUCCUGUUCAAGAAUAUUUUUUGGAGGACUGCAUUCAGAUGCUGAAUUUUGUUCCUCCUCCAAAUACUAGAAAGAGGAGAAGAGAGGAUGAUGGUGUAGAAACAGAAGAACUAGAUGAAAAUUUAAAUAAAGUAAUUGGGCCAGAUUACUCGCCUAGCACCAAACAAGCAAUGGCUUCUUUAAGUGAAAAAGAGAUGUCAUUUGAACUUAUUGAAGCUUUGCUGUCAUACAUUAAAAGUCUGAAUGUACCUGGUGCUGUGCUAAUUUUCUUGCCUGGUUGGAAUUUAAUUUUCGCCUUGAUGCGCCAUUUACAACAGCACCCCAAGUUUAGCACAUCAGAAUAUUGUAUUUUACCACUCCAUUCACAAGUUCCUCGAGAAGAUCAGCACAGAGUGUUUGAACCUGUUCCAGAUGGAGUCACUAAGAUAAUCUUAUCUACUAACAUUGCAGAAACAAGUAUCACAAUUAAUGAUGUAGUAUAUGUCAUUGAUUCUUGCAAGGUAAAAAUGAAGCUUUUCACAUCACAUAAUAACAUGACAAACUAUGCAACAGUUUGGGCUUCUAAAACUAACUUAGAACAAAGAAAAGGUAGAGCUGGCCGUGUAAGAGCAGGUUUUGCAUUUAGACUUUGCAGUCGAGCUAGAUUUGAAAAAUUGGAAAAUUACACUACACCAGAAAUAUUUCGCACACCAUUGCAUGAAAUUUCUUUGGCCAUUAAACUUCUUAGGCUUGGUGAUAUUGGUAAAUUUCUCUCUAAAGCAUUAGAACCUCCACCAAUAGAUGCUGUCAUAGAAUCAGAAGUUCUUUUAAGAGAAAUGAGAGCACUGGAUCAUAAUAGUGAACUGACACCUUUAGGUAAAAUUUUGGCUCGGCUACCGAUAGAGCCUCGUCUGGGGAAAAUGCUUGUCCUAGCAUGUGCAUUUGGAGCUGGAGAUGCUCUUUGUACAAUUGCCGCACAUAGCAGCACUUUUCCUGAACCCUUUGAUACACCUUUUCCAAAGCGUUUAGCUUAUGUUCAUAGAAAAUUUUGUGGAUUGCGUUGGAGUGACCAUUUGACUAUGUUGAAUGCAUUCACUCAAUGGGAAGAUGCCCAUAUGCAAAAUGAAUUCCAAGAACAGUCAUUUUGUGAAAGAUUUUCUCUAAAUAUGUCUACUCUUCGAAUUACUCAUGAUGCAAGGAACCAGCUUAAAGAUCUUCUAAUUGCUGCCAUGUUUCCUGAAUCUUCCUUAGAAUCCCAAUCAUACUAUUUUGAAGGACCUGACUCAAAAUUAGAUAUUGUAGUUGCUCUUUUGGCUAUGGGUUAUUAUCCAAAUGUAUGUUACCACAAGGAGAAAAGGAAAGUUAUUACUACUGAAGGAAAAGCUGCACUGGUGCAUAAAUCAUCUGUCAACUGUACCAAUCUGCCACCAAAAUUUCCUUCACCAUUUUUUGUCUUUGGAGAAAAGAUUAGAACAAGAGCUGUAGCUUGCAAACAAAUGACAAUGAUCACCCCUCUGCAUCUUCUAUUAUUUGGAUGCAAAAAAGUUGAAUACGUAAAUGGUUCUAUACAGGUGGAUCGAUGGAUUAAUCUUAAAAUGCCUCCUCGAGAUGCUGCUGUUAUUGUAGCUUUGCAACCAGCUAUUGAGGAUUUUAUUAUGCAAAUUGCUUCUGAUCCAGAAACUAUAGCUGAUCCAUCUCCUAUUAAUAUGAAACUUAUAGAAUUAAUUAGAAGAUUGUCUAAUGUAAAUGCUGCAAAAUUCAAUACAUUUGGAGAAGAUGAUGAAAGUGGAUUUGGAGACUCAGAAGGGCCACCUAGAAAAAUGCAGCGGCUAAGUACAGGAAUGGCUAGAGGUGGUUUGCCCAGAGGCUACAGUGCAGGAGGUCGGUUUACAUCUGGCUCUAGUUAUGGAAGUAGAGGAGGAAGAGGUGGAAAUUAUGGUGGUAGUGGUUUCAAAGGAGGAAACAAUGGAGGAUAUGGAGGUUGGGGUGGGAACUAUGGAAAUAGAGGAGGCGGUGGUAGAAGCUACGGGAAUAGAGGAGGCAGUGGUGGAAGCUAUGGGAAUAGUGGAGGCUUUGGGAACAGAGGAGGAGCUGGUGGAAGCUAUGGGAAUAGUGGAGGCUUUGGGAACAGAGGAGGGGCUGGUGGAAGCUAUGGGAAUAGUGGAGGCUUUGGGAACAGAGGAGGAGCUGGUAGAAACUAUGGGAAUAGUGGAGGUUUUGGGAACAGAGGAGGAGAUGGUGAAAGCUAUAGGAAUAGUGGAGGUUUUGGGAACAGAGGAGAAGGUGCUGGUAGCUAUGGGAAUAAUGAAAGUUUUGGGAACAGAGGUGGAGAUGGUGGAAGCUAUGGGAAUAAUGAAAGUUUUGGGAACAGAGAAGGAGGUGCUGGAAGUUAUGGGAAUAGGGGAGGUUUUGGAAACAGAGAUGGUAAUUAUGGAGGACAAUAUGGAAUGCAAAGGAGAGGUUAUGGAAGAAUACUGGAUUAAUACUGGAGAUUAUGAAAGUGGUAACAGAGAUUAUUGAGGUAGCUUUGACAAUAAUCAAAGUGGAUACUAAAGGUUUAAUGUAAAAGUCAUGGACAUUGUUGAAUUUAUAUUCAUUUUAAAUGUAUUUCAAAAUUUGAAGUUAUUUUAAUGUAAAUAGAGCCUCAUCAAUUUCAUUUAUUGUGGUUAGAUAAUAUAGUAAAACCUUUCAUUAUUUGUUUUAUCAUAUGACAUUGUGAUGUAUUAUGUAAUCUUU
Messenger RNA from Argiope bruennichi, 4455 nucleotides. RefSeq names its product ATP-dependent RNA helicase A protein-like (gene mle). Gene Ontology annotation, cellular component: nucleolus; intracellular anatomical structure; ribonucleoprotein complex. Gene Ontology annotation, molecular function: double-stranded RNA binding; 3'-5' DNA helicase activity; ATP binding. The record is from RefSeq and is a predicted model, not a curated record. Gene Ontology annotation, biological process: positive regulation of transcription by RNA polymerase II; regulation of mRNA processing. The transcript is spliced from 28 exons. Lineage: Eukaryota; Metazoa; Arthropoda; Arachnida; Araneae; Araneidae. The coding region runs from base 87 to 4202 and encodes 1371 amino acids.